Molecule: messenger RNA, 1377 nt
Organism: Rhagoletis pomonella (apple maggot)
Lineage: Eukaryota; Metazoa; Arthropoda; Insecta; Diptera; Tephritidae
Product: zinc finger BED domain-containing protein 1-like
Exons: 4
Coding region: 1-1377 (458 amino acids)
Molecular function (GO): DNA binding
Source: RefSeq, a predicted model, not a curated record
AUGGCGCCUACAAAUAAGAGAAGUUCUUUGUGGUUACAUUUCACAGAAAAAACUAGCAAAGAAGCAAUUUGUAAAUUUUGCGGCGUGUUGGUGAAAUUGGGAGGUGGCACAUCGAAUUUAAAAGGUCACCUUCAACGCAACCACCCCGGAUGGGACAACAGCAAUAAUAAAUGCAGUGACCCAGAAGUACAAAAUUUAGAAACUUCCAGCAGCGAAACUGAAAUAAGUUCAUCCUUCACUGCAUCUUCCACAUCUAGUCAACCAUCAAUUAUUGAUGCUUUUGAUAAGCAAAACCAAUUCAAAAGCGGAGGAAGUAAAGAAACAAUUCUGACACAAUCCUUAAUUUAUAUGAUUUGUAAGGACAACCUUCCAUUUAGCUGCACUGAAAAUACAGGCAUGAAAAAGUUCCUUAAGGUCACUGUGCCACGCUACAAACCGCCAAGCCGGAUUGUGAGACUUAUUGAAGGGAAAUACGAGUCCUUACACUUAGUCGUUUGUGGUGCUUUAAAAAAUGUAAGUUCACUGGCCCUUACAACUGAUAUUGCCACAGUCAUGAACUCCACUCGGAGUUUUAUUGUGUUGACUGGACACUAUUUUGACGAAAAAGCGUGCAGCGUGAAAUCUCUGGUUUUUGGUUUAAAAGAGCUUACUCCUCAUCAUACUGCAAGAAACAUAUGCCUCGACCUAAAGGAAAUCUUUGAUCAUUGGAACAUUGAACCCCGCAUUGUUACAUCAGUAACAACUGACAAUGGUGCAAACAUUGUUGCCGCUGUUAAGGAUCUUUUUCCUUCAAGAUCAAAUAGCAUUCAUGUGUCCUGCUAUGCCCACAAUAUUAAUUUGGUGGUCUCCAAAGGAUUGGGCGCUGUUAAAGAGCUGGCUAUAAUAGAAAAAGUGAAGCUUAUUGUGACAUUCUUCAAGCAUAGCAAUGUAGCUCAAGAUCAGUUGAGGAAAGAGCAAGAAAAAGACGGUAGAAAAGAUGGUACAUUCUUACACUGUCUUCAAAGAUUUAAGGAAUUAUCAGGCUAUGUUGCAAAAAUUUUAGCAAAUUUUUUCUCAAAAAAGGCACCAUCUAUGAUUACUUCGUCUGAGCUUGCAAUCAUUGGCGAAUGUAUUGCACUUUUAUUGCCAUUAGAAAAUGCAACAAACGAUAUAUCAGGGGACAGUUAUGUUUCGGCUAGUUUGGUAAUACCAUUCACACAUUGCUUACAGUUGUCACUGACGAAAAUAUGUGCCACUUAUACAGAAACCAUACAACUGAAAGAUGUACUGCUACAGCAGGUAAAAUGUCGGCUACUGCCAUUAGAAAGCAAUAUACUGCUCGCCACUGCCACUGUUCUUGACCCUAGGUUUAAGAAACCCAUUUUCAAUCGCCGAUAA